Molecule: messenger RNA, 6695 nt
Organism: Paramisgurnus dabryanus
Lineage: Eukaryota; Metazoa; Chordata; Actinopteri; Cypriniformes; Cobitidae
Biological process (GO): DNA integration
Molecular function (GO): nucleic acid binding
Source: RefSeq, a predicted model, not a curated record
GCGUUCUGUGCGCAUGCGCACUUUUCCAUUAGUGGUCGUCAGGGAGAUUUAUUCAGCAGCAGAUGCGAGCGGGACUGUAUGUGUGCAAAGUGUGCGUGAAUACGCAAAAACCACACAUAAACACACAUAAACACACAUAAAACUCCUUACUUGUGACCUGUAAUUCUGUGCACUGCUGUGUUGUGGAAUACUGAAGAAUGACAAAUUAAACCCAAUUGCAUGAAACUAAAGGAAUUCAGUGUGUUCUAACCGACACCCCAUAAAGGAAAGCUAAUUUAAAACUUCACCUUACAUAGAGAAGAACCUUUUUCAGUCCUGCUAUCGAACAAAUGGUCCUUCGAGCCGGAUAUGGCAUUUCUUAUGGACAAAGAAUUCAUUAGUAGCAACAUGCAACUAGAAGAUAAGUCUGCUCAGAUAGUAAGACCCAAACGUCAGGUCAAUCUUCCUACCUACCUUCAAGACUUUGAUCUCACGACUGGGCGUCGUAGAACAGUAAACCAGCCAGUAUUUCCUCACACAACACAGCAUGCACAAGGGUUUGGAGAGGCUGCGAACAAUGUCUCUUCACAUUCGACCAGAGGAUCAAGUCCUAUAAGUCAAGUUCCAUGGGAGACAGUGGAUGACUGGUCUGUCCAUUCCGAAGGAGAACUUCCUGUUCCAGAUGUGGGUGACACUGAACAGCAUCAUCCUAGUCCUACUUAUGCUUCAGUGCCGCCUGUUUACCCUCCUCAGUUUUCUCCUUAUCACAGACCAUGGGAAGAACAGCAGUCUACUCCGCUGCCACAGACCUUCCAUGCUAAUCAGCAUAGGCUAUCCCUGCAUCGUGAAGCUGUACCUUACCAUCCAGAGUCUACAUUGUAUUCUACAGUGCCUCGUCCAACGUAUGGGCAACAGCACCAGAUGAGCAGCAUAACAGCACCCACUGUGAAGCCAUACCACCCCCCCUUUAGUUCUACGGGUGGCCUUUCUUUCAGUCAUAAUCAGCAGUCUGCUUAUCUAAGUCCGCCCAACCCAGCAGAUGAAAGAACAGUGGAUCAUCGAAGUGACUCUGGAAUGAUAGACCUCAUUGGAAAGAUGAUUGGUGAACUUAACGUAAUGAAAGAUCAUAUCUUGGCUGAUACAUCUCAUAAAUCAUAUGUUCAUUCUGCUCAAUAUGGUGGGCAUACUUACCAGCAUCCAUCUCUCCUGCGGCAGUCUGGAAACAUCAGUCUCACUUCUCAUCCAGUAGGAUUUCAAACUACGCCUGGUCCUUACACCACUCCUAAUCCAUACUGGCAUUCAAGAACAUCCUUAAAACCCACAAUUGAGACUUUUGAUCAUCCUAAACAGGUAUAUCAUCAGUCAAAACAUCCUACUUGGCCGCAGUCACCUCAGAAACCUCGCUGCACUACCAAUGUAAUUCCUGCCGGACAAGAGACCACAUACCGAGGUCCAACACCAACCAUACCUAACUUCUGUACUAAAGACCCUAGCGAGUUUACUCGGCUGAAGAUAGCGCUUGAUAACCUUUUACCACCAGAUGCCACUGAGUUGUUCCGGUACCAAAUCCUGUUAGAUCAUCUAAAGUUAGAUGAAGCACGUCUGGUGGCAGAUUCCUACCUCAAUUCUCCAUUUCCGUACUCUGAUACCAUGGCUGCUCUGAAUGAAAGGUUUGGCCAGCCGCACAAAUUGGCUCUCAAGAAAAUCGCCAAAGUGAUGGACUCCCCAGAUAUCCGACGUGGAGAUACUGAGGCCUUUGAUAAGUUCGCUCUGCAAAUAAGGGCUCUUGUUGGUAUGUUGGAGACUCUUGGAGAUGAAGGCGAAGCAGAACUUCGAUGUGGGUCACAUGUCGAGAGACUGUUGAGUAAGUUACCUGCAGAAAUGAGAUCAGGAUUUCGUAGACAGAUGUACCACCGCCCUGGGUCUGUGUAUAACCUCAGUGAAUUCUCUGAAUGGCUCCAGUAUGAGGCCUGGUGUCAAAGCAGCGAGUCGCAGAUCAGUUAUAAGAGCCAAAGAACAGAACAGAGAUCAGAACGCAGGCGAGAAUCCAAACCUACUGCCCGUUCAGCCACCAUACUUCAUGGAGCAGAUGACACUGUCACUCCAGCACCGGCCCAAAUCAAACAAGUUAAAGUGGAGAAGCUCAAAGCCCCAACUAAAGCCUUCUGCCCUUUCUGUGAUAAAGAUGAUCAUUAUCUCAGUCAGUGUGCUACCUUUAAGUCUUUUGAUAAACAGCAAAUGAUUGACUGGAUCCGAACGAACCAUCGCUGCUGGCGUUGUGGACGUGGACACCAGGCAGCUCAGUGUACCCUCAAGAAGCCUUGUAGCAUAUGUAAUGGGAAACACUUGCAAAUCUUGCAUGAAGUUAACACAAAGAGUACAGGUGAGGGUUCCUGUCUGGUUAGCUCAACCGCUGAGACCUUGUACUUGGAUAGACCCACUGACAACAGACGUGUUCUCCUAAAGGUCAUAAAUGUUCUGCUGCGCUAUGGAGGCAAGACACUUAACACUUACGCUGUCAUGGAUGAUGGGUCCGAGCGCACUAUUCUCCUUCCUGAUGCUGCCCGUGAGCUGGACAUACAAGGCCAAGCUGAAAACAUAGCAUUGCGGACCAUCCGACAAGAGGUGAAAACCAUCAGUGGUACUUCAGUUAACUUCCACAUAUCACCUGCCACUCAACCACAGAAGACCUUCAAGAUUAAUGCAGCAUUUACUGCAAAAACCCUUGGUCUGGCUGAUCACUCGUAUCCCGUGAGUUUGCUGGAGAAAUAUAAGUACCUUAAAGACAUCCCUCUGCAGACCUUUGAAAGAGUGAGUCCUUUACUUCUAAUCGGGGCUGAUAAUACUCACCUUAUCACACCGAUCGCACCUGUCCGAAUUGGUACGCCUGAUGGUCCAGCAGCUAUAAAGACAAAGCUUGGAUGGACACUCCAGGGACCUGCCAAGAUCCUGGAGAACCAAUUACAGCCACAACAGUGCCUUUUCCUGUCUCUGAUCCCUGCCGAAGUCCAACUCAGAAGAGAUGUUGAAAGAUUAUGGCAGCUUGAUGUUUUACCUUUCCGCUGUGAAAAGCAGGUGACAAGGUCCAGAGAGGACCAAGAAGCCAUAAAUCUUCUAGAGACCAAGACAACACGUGUGGAGGUGAAUGGAAUCCUACGUUAUGCAACACCCUUAUUGCGCAGAAAGGAUUCACCCUUCUUUUGUGCCCCCAAAGAGGCUGUGGUGCCAAGUCUCCGGAGUAUGGAACGCCGACUAGCUCAAAAUCCAGUGAAAGCAGCUGUGUACAAUGCUGAGGUUGAGAAGUUAGUACAGAAUGGCGCAGUUACAAAACUCACACCUGCUGAAAACAGUAUGACGGGGGAGACCUGGUAUAUCCCACACCAUCUGGUAAACCACAAUGACAAGGAUCGUAUUGUGUUCAAUUGCUCUUUCCGAUACAAGGGACUGAACCUUAACGAUUCUUUGAUGCCUGGUCCAACCUUAAGCCCCUCACUCCUGGGUGUUUUACUGCGUUUCAGGGAGCACUGUGUAGCCAUUAGUGGCGAUAUACGUGGAAUGUUCCACCAAGUCCUACUCCUACCUGAGGAUAAGCCCCUCCUGCGUUUUCUGUGGCGUGACAUGAGACGAGACAACCCACCUGACGUUUAUGAAUGGCAAGUACUGCCAUUUGGAACUACGUGCAGUCCCUGCUGUGCAUCCUUUGCCCUCCAAAGACAUGUUUCAUCGCACAGUACACCAGAAGAAGAUGUGAGGCAUUCUGUUGACCACUGUUUCUAUGUGGAUAACUGUCUGCAGAGCUUUCCAUCUGCUCAAGAAGCACGGCAGUUACUGGACAAACUUCGGGAGCUGUUAGCAUCUGGAGGAUUUGAUAUCCGUCAGUGGGCCAGCAAUGUGCCAGAGGUUAUCAGUCAUUUGCCAUCAGAAGCCAGAUCAUCCAAGCUAGAGCUGUGGCUCUCACAUGACAAAUCUGACCCACAUGAAUCCACCCUGGGACUGAAUUGGAACUGUGAGUUAGACCAGCUAUGUUACAAGCACAGACCUGUCACUUACAAUGCUUUGACGAUGCGGAACAUAUAUCGUGUGUUAGCAAGUCAAUAUGACCCCCUUGGUGCCAUUCUUCCUUUCACAACACGGGCUAAGGUCAUUGUUCAACAGCUCUGGGCUAAGAAUAGGAACUGGGACGAUUCACAACUUCCUGAGGAGCUUCAGAAGGCUUGGAAAGUGUGGGAAGCUGAGCUUCAAUACCUGCCUCAUGUAACACUACCGAGAAGCUAUACGCCAGCCAGCAUGGAUAACCCUGAAGUCAAUCGGGAAAUCCAUAUCUUCACUGAUGCUUCUGAGAAAGCUUACGGAGCAGUAGCGUAUCUUCGCUCAGAGGAUCCAUGUGGAAGUAUUCAUCUUUCCUUCCUUCUGGCCCGAUCACGUGUAGCUCCACGUAAGCAGUGUUCAAUUCCCAGGCUUGAGUUGUGUGCCGCUCUUAUAGGAGCUCAGCUGGCUAAGCUGACUGAAAAUGAACUCACCUUGAAGAUUCAGAAGGUCACUUUCUGGACAGAUUCAACAACUGUCCUCCAUUGGUUACAUUCUGAAUCCUGCCGCUUCAAGGUGUUUGUGGGCACUAGGGUGGCAGAGAUUCAAGAACUAACUGACCUUAAAGGAUGGCAUUACGUUGACUCUGCCAGGAACCCUGCGGAUGAUCUUACCCGUGGUAAGAACCUGAAAGAACUUACUGAGCCUAAUCGGUGGACCCAUGGACCUGAAUUCCUCCUCCAACCUCAGAGUAAUUGGCCAUCACCCCCAAUAACCCACAGUCCAGUACCUGAGGAUACCACAGAAUUAAAGCACAGUGUAUUCUGUGGCAUUAACAACUCAGCACCAACAACAGCAGAUGGUAGUAAGUUUAGCAGCUGGAAGGACUUAGUCAAAACAGUUGCAGAAGAGCUGCACGGGGCGGCAAAUCCAAAGGAUUCUCCUUCAGCGAAUACUUACCAAACAGCAGAGCUGACUGCAAUUAGAAGGGCCCAAAUGGACAGCUUUCCAGAGGACUAUCAGCUAAUAAAAGCCGGUAAGCCUGUUCCUACCAACAGCCGUCUACUUUGCCUUUCCCCAGAAUUUGAUCUAGACAACGAUCUAAUACGAGUAGGGGGACGUUUGAGACGCAUAGAAGGCAUUGAUCCAAGCACAGUACACCCUAUUGUGUUGGAUUCCCAUCACCCUUACACUCAGCUACUUAUCAAAGACUAUGAUACUCGCCUUUGUCAUCCGGGACCGGAACGAGUCUUUGCUGAACUUCGCCGGAAGGUGUGGAUCUUAAAGGGCAGAGAAGCUGUAAGGAAACACCAAAGAACCUGCCACGAAUGCUGCAAAUGGAGGUCAAAGCCUGCCUCCCAGAAAAUGGCUGAUCUCCCUCCACCAAGGCUCCGUUUGUUCAAGCCUGCCUUCCAUUCAACUGGAAUGGACUGUUUUGGACCUUUCUCUGUCAAGGUGGGACGUCGGACAGAAAAACGAUGGGGGCUUCUAUUUAAGUGUAUGACCACUCGGGCUGUGCACCUUGAGGUUCUAACAUCAAUGGACACUGAUGCCUUUCUCAUGGCACUGCGACGGUUCAUAGGACGUCGUGGAAAACCGGCAGAGUUGUACUCAGACCAAGGCACCAACUUCCGAGGGGGUAACACAGAGCUUAAAGAAGCCUUCAGUCAGCUCAGUGAUGAUUUACAGCAGCAGUUGGCACAGCAGCAGAUCAGCUUCCAUUUUAACCCUCCAUCUGCUCCACACUUCGGAGGAGUGUGGGAACGAGAGAUUCGUUCGGUUAAAGCUGCACUUUAUACAACUCUGGGAUCAGAAAUGGUGUCUGAAGAAGUACUUCGAACUGUCCUCAUUGAAAUAGAGGCCAUCCUGAACUCCAAACCACUUGGGUAUGUUUCAGCAGACAUCGCUGAUGUAGAUCCAGUCACCCCAAACUACCUUCUGAUGGGGCGGCCAGAUAGUUCCCUUCCCCAAGUCACAUAUCCAGUGUCUGAGCUCCUGGGAAGACGGAGAUGGAGACAUUCCCAAGUAUUGUCUGAUAGGUUCUGGACAGCCUUUAUAAAGUACUAUUUGCCCGAACUGCAAGCCAGAAGAAAGUGGCAUAAUUCAGCAACAGACAUUCAACCUGGAAUGGUGGUUAUGGUCGUUGACCCUCAGUUACCCCGUUCAUUCUGGCAGAUCGGGAAAGUAGUACGGGUCUUUCCCGGAGCUGAUGGUCGAGUGCGUACAGCUGAGGUACAGAUAAAGGACAGAGUCUAUGCAAGACCCAUUGCUCGCCUAAUUGUUCUGCCAGAGAUUCAGGAUGAAGAGGAUGAUAACCACACUGGAAAUUAAUGGUAGUACAUAUGGUGUCAGCCUUUCAAUGGUGCAAAUUUGAAACCAAAUUUGGGGGCGGCUGUGUUAGAAAGGCUGCGUUCUGUGCGCAUGCGCACUUUUCCAUUAGUGGUCGUCAGGGAGAUUUAUUCAGCAGCAGAUGCGAGCGGGACUGUAUGUGUGCAAAGUGUGCGUGAAUACGCAAAAGUAAGUUAUCUGUCUUUUCAGUAGAUAAUCAAUGUUAGUUCAGGAGUUUGUAAAGUAUUCAUUCAAUGUUAUUCUGUAUCUGAAAUAUAAGUAUUAGUUGUUAUUUAAGCUGUUUGUCGCGGGCUUUUGACAAUAUGUAAAUGUGCCAAUUAUGUUCAGUAUUACUUGCUAUU